UAUUUCAUAGAGAAAUGGAGAUGUCUAUCUAGUGUUUCCUUAUUUUUCUGCAGGAAGGCACUAGGCUUGUUGACUUCCUCUCCCCUCCCUUCCUUCCUUCUCUCCGAAGGUACUCAUCUGAAAAAUGAGAACAAAGUGAUUGUUCCUGUUCUCUUUCUUAAGUCACUUCAAAUGCUAUCCGUGGACGGGCGGCUCAUUGUCAGGAGAGUUGCAGUGCGAGCAGGAGGGAGAGAAACGCAGGUACAGGUACACCAGCAGCAAGCUGCAGCAGCACUUCAGCCAACAGCAUCAAGAGCAGAAAACACACUCAACUGACACAAGAUGGAAACAGACAGAGGGAAUUUCUCUCCAGCAAGAAGUCCUCCUCUCAGAGACCAGCUAAGACAAGCACCUCAGCACAGUUUCUACCUAAGCCCACCACCGCUCUACAUUAAGCCCCCCAAAUUCUCCCCUCCCAGUUACCCCAGCACAUCGCCCAGCAGAGACACCUACAGUACGUUCAGCGCCCCUGCCUUCUUUCCCAUGCUUGGUCCCGGUUAUAUCCAAAAGGAAGGAUCCCAAAAACGCAAAAGAACUCCUUUCAAAAUGAACGCCCAAGGAGGUGAAUCUCCUGACAGAGGAGCAGCAGAGGCAGACGAAAGCAGCAGCAGAAAGAGGACGGUGCACCUCUCCCACGUCCCCUUCUCCCUCCCACCUCGCCCCAUUCCUUCCCCAUCUCCUAAGCCCAUCCCUGGUAUGAUCGAGCUAAACAGACUGCAGCUUCAUCACAGAUCACCAGGUAUUAGUCUACCUGUGCAGGUGAAACAGGAGCCUCUCAGUCCUUCCAGUGUUUGGCCUCCCUCUCGUCUCCUCCUCCAUUCUCCCUUCUUCCCACCUCUCCACCACAACUUCCUCCCAUACCCCUUCUUCAUGCCCGGCCCUGUCAUGCACCUUUCCCCUGGUUCUUUCUACCCAAGAGAGGACCUCCGCCCCGGGCAUCGUGGCCGUGACGGACCUCCUCGAGGUGGGACGACCAGUGCCGAAAAGCUCGGUCUUAACGUCCACGUGGAUGACAGCUACUACGUAGACGUCGGUGGGGACCAGAAGAGAUGGAAGUGUCGUAUGUGUGAGAAGUCCUACACCUCAAAGUACAACCUGGUCACGCACAUCCUGGGGCACAACGGCAUCAAGCCACACGGGUGCCACCUGUGUGGGAAGCUGUUCAAGCAGCUGAGCCACCUGCACACACACCUGCUGACCCACCGGGGCAUGAGGCCCCACAAGUGCCAGGUGUGCCACAAGGCCUUCACUCAGACCAGCCACCUGAAGAGACACAUGAUGCAGCACAGUGACGUGAAGCCAUACAGCUGCAGUGUGUGCGGCAGAGGUUUUGCUUACCCCAGUGAGCUUCGUGCCCAUGAGCUGAAGCAUGAGAAAGGACAGGAGAACGUAUGUGUGGAGUGUGGUCUGGAUUUCCCCACGCUGGCCCAGCUGAAGAGGCACCUUACCGCCCAUCGUGGCCCCACCCUGUACAGGUGUACAGAGUGCCAGAAGACUUUCCAGUACCCGAGCCAGCUUCAGAACCACAUGAUGAAACACAAAGACAUCAGGCCGUACAUCUGCAGCGAGUGCGGGAUGGAGUUCAUCCAGUCACACCACCUGAAGCAGCACACGCUCACUCACAAAGGGGUGAAGGAGCACAAGUGUCGCAUCUGUGGUCGUGAGUUCACGCUAUUGGCCAACAUGAAGCGCCAUGUCCUCAUCCACACCAACAUACGGGCCUACCAGUGCCACAUGUGCUUCAAGAGUUUUGUCCAAAAACAGACUCUCAAGGCUCACAUGAUCGUCCACUCAGACAUCAAGCCCUAUAAAUGCAAGCUUUGUGGGAAGGAGUUCAACAGGAUGCACAACCUAAUGGGCCACAUGCAUCUCCACUCAGACAGCAAACCCUUCAAAUGCCUUUACUGCCCGAGCAAGUUCACGCUGAAGGGAAACCUCACCAGACACAUGAAGGUCAAACACGGCGUCAUGGACAGAGGGCUGGAUGAAAGAUUGUUUAGGCAAAGAGGGCGAUACUGCCUGUCCGCUCCCAUGGGCCUCCUCACCCGCUUCAGCCAAGAGGAGCCGUUUGACCUUUCUCAGAAGCCCCCGGGCCUGCCCAGCCUCCGCCUCUCCCAGUCUGAUGGCGAGAGCGUCCCUGGAAGCUCGUGUCAGGAGGAGGACGAGGAGAGUUUGUACAGAAGGAGCCAGUACAGCCCCGAGGUGGACCAGCACGAGCCGGCAGGCGAGGACCAGUACAUCCCCGAGCUGGAGGAGAGAGAGCAGGGGUCUCCAGCUGAACCGCGGCCAGGGGAGAAGCAGAAAGAAAUGUAUCAGCAUAGUUUAGAUGAACAGAGGGGGUCAGCAGCAGAAGUAGAUCCCAGAGGUGACCAGGUGCACCUCUCGCAGUCAGAAGAGACGUCCGAGAUGGCCUAUGAGUCUGAUUUAGACUACGAGACAGGCAGUAGACAGUCGUAUGAUUAUGACUCUGAUUCAGAACUAGAAGAUGAUCACCAAGAGCUAGACGAGGCAGAGGAAAGCAAACAGCAGAUCGAUGGCUUUUGUGAUGCAGCCAUCGACGUAGCAGAGAGGAACCAGAGCAGAUCAGAGAGAGGGGAAAUAGUGCAUCGCUUGUGCACGAGUGAAUUCAUGGGAGUUACGGGUCCACAGGAUGAAGAAGAAGACAAAGAAAGAGAAGAAGAUGCAGGUUUUUAGGGACGGUUGAUGUUUUUUUUGACAGUACAGUGGAAGUCUCUAAAUGAAACUGAUUAUGGAGGAUGUGGUAUCUUAGCACCAAAAAAAUUAGAAAGCUGAACAUAUCGUGUUUAUUAACAGAGCAAAAAAUAACAAUGAAUUAACUGAAAUACAAAGCUGUGAAGCAUAAUGCAUGUACAGAACAUAUCAUACACUGAUUAUUAGUCACUGACAGACGGUUAAUGUGCAUUUAUGAAUGGGAAAGUAUGUAUAUGGGAGUUUGUUUUUCGUUGUGUGAAUAAAAUGCAAAAAUAUUUUUGUUUGUUUUUUUACAAAUAGUUUUGCAAUAGUGACUCAAAUAUGCAAUUUUGCUUUAACUUUGUCUUUUAAAUGAUUAUAUCUAUUAUAAUAAAAUCAAAAAUGUGUUAUUUUCUCAAACCAUUGUGCAUGUGUUGGGGUUUGUUGUUUGUGUUAACAGAUUCAGAUAUGACAAAGCUUGAGAUUCUUAAGUGCGUCUUUAUGAAUAAACUGUGAUUUCUUUUUUAUGUCUAAUGUUUAGAUUUUUUUUAUGCCUUUGUUAGUUCAAUUUUGGGGGGAUUUUUUUUAUUGUAUGGCAGUGUAAUGAUGGUCGCCUGAAUGUGAUUCUGCUAAAUAAAUACAAAAAUAAAAGCUUGGACGCAUGAA
This is a messenger RNA of Sebastes umbrosus (honeycomb rockfish), 3396 nucleotides long. RefSeq names its product zinc finger protein 366 (gene znf366). Lineage: Eukaryota; Metazoa; Chordata; Actinopteri; Perciformes; Sebastidae. The record is from RefSeq and is a predicted model, not a curated record. The transcript has 7 exons. Gene Ontology annotation, cellular component: nucleus. Bases 322 to 2733 code for a protein of 803 amino acids.